GAAUGGGAGCUGGUGGUGCUGGGGAAGUUGAAGUGGAACCUCGCAGCCGUCACCCCACACGAUUUCAUUGAACACAUCCUAAGGAAACUGCCUCUACCUAAAGACAAGUUGCUUUUGAUCCGGAAGCAUGCACAAACAUUCAUUGCCCUUUGUGCCACAGAUUUUAACUUUGCCAUGUACCCACCGUCAAUGAUAGCAACUGGAAGUGUGGGAGCAGCCAUCUGUGGCCUUCAGCUCGAUGACGGGGACAGCCUCACGGACCUCCUGGCCAAGAUCACAAACACAGAUGUG
Eurypyga helias (sunbittern) is the source of this 291-nucleotide messenger RNA. Its product is annotated as G1/S-specific cyclin-D2. The record is from RefSeq and is a predicted model, not a curated record. The annotation marks the transcript as partial. NCBI's taxonomy places the organism in Eukaryota, Metazoa, Chordata, Aves, Eurypygiformes, Eurypygidae. The transcript has 2 exons.